UAUUAUGACCAGAUGAACAAUGUCACUGUCUUCACCUGUCAGUGGGUUUAGUUUUGUGUGUUGUUGUGUUGUAAUUGUUGAGAGCUCCUCCAUCUCUCUCACUGUGUGUUGCAGUUUCUAUGCAGACUUUGGGCCCCUCAACCUGGCCAUGCUGUACAGAUACUGCUGGAAACUCAACAAGAAGCUGAAGUCUUUCACAAUGUCUAGAAAGAGCCUGGUUCACUACACCAGCUACGACCAGAAGAAGAGAGCCAAUGCUGCUGUUCUGAUUGGUGCCUAUGCUGUGAUGUAUCUGAAGAGAAGCCCAGAAGAUGCCUACAGGACUCUGAUAGCAGGAAACAGCACAGGCUACAUGCCGUUUAGAGACGCAGCGGUUGGAGAGUGCUCUUUUAACCUCACCGUGCUAAACUGCUUACAAGGAAUCAACAAGGUAGCAACAACGUCUAACACAGAAGAUUUUAGUAACAUUAAAAUGACACUUAGUAACUUCAUUUGUGUCACACCUCAUUUUAACGCAAAAAUCCCAGUUUGAGCCACAUUUGAAAUUGUUCUCUUAUUCUGUAACAACAGUAAUUGAAUUCAGUUUUAUUCAUAGCACUAAUUCUAAGCUACAGUUACUUCAAGGUACUUUAACUUAUAAGGUAAAGAGCCUGCAGCACUGCACUAGAAGUACACACUUGGCAACAGUGGGAAGGAAAAACUCCCUUCCAACAGGACGAAACCUCCAACAGAACCAGGUUUAAGGAGGCAGCAGUUCACUGUGACAGGUGAGGGGUAAGAGCAGAGACAAAGGAGUUUAAUAAUUACUAAUGAUUAAAUACUUCAGUGAUGUACAAACACACAGGAAUUGAAAACAAACGACUAAAGAAGAAAUAGUCAGUGCAUCAGCGUGUCUUUUAGACCCCAUUCCUACAAAACUGCUCAAAGAAGUCCUGACAUUAAUUAAUGCUUCGAUCUUAAAUAUGAUCAACCUAUCUCUAAUAAUCGGUGUUACGUCCCCACUUAAAAGCUAGGCGAUGAGGGUGGGGGACAGUAACAGUUAGAUCCAGGUGGAAUGAAAAGAACGCCAGGCAGAGGUAUUUAAUAUAAAAUAGAUCUUUAUUGUAGGCAAACACCUCAAUAAUCAUAUAAAUGGCAACAACAAAAGGAGACAGCACCGCUGCUUUAAUGAGAAAUCAGGGAGAUCAACCCAAAGUGGUAAUGACCACUUCAACAAAGGAAGCAACAAUAAGGCUUCAACAGAAAGAGACAGCAACACUGCUAGCAAACAAUAUCCAGGCAGGCCACACAAACUAGUGAAGGCUGCCGUCACUCAUGGGCAAUCACUGCUCAGUUAAGCACUACUCACAAAGAGCCACACGCAGCAGGCUGUUCCACACCUAAGCCAGUAACACACUCUGACCCGCACAGAGGAAAUCCACCAGAAACCUCUCCCUCCUCCUCCACACUGCUCUUCUCCAGCUUAUAUCACCCCUGAGGGUAAUUGGUUGUAACGAGAGCAGAUGAGCAGCAGGUGUGACCUAAAGGAGAAGGCAGGGGCAGAGAGAGACAAGGG
Molecule: messenger RNA, 1555 nt
Organism: Maylandia zebra (zebra mbuna)
Lineage: Eukaryota; Metazoa; Chordata; Actinopteri; Cichliformes; Cichlidae
Source: RefSeq, a predicted model, not a curated record